CCUGUGAAACCUGUAAGAAACCGAGAUACAGUCAGUGAAAAAAAGUGCGCUGAGUUUCAGAAAAGACUGUGCCAGCACCAAGUAUAUGGAUUCUCAAAGCAGUAUACUAGUCAGGUGAACCAAAAAAGUACCUCCAAAUAUAAUGCCAGUACGCUUCCACUGUCUUCAAUUGGAGGCAAACUGUCUAAAGCUAAGGAGUUUCCCAGCAUGGCACUGAUCGGAUAUGAUGAAGAACAGUCUAUCUCCUGGCAGUGUGGAGGGUCUCUUAUCAGUGAGAGAUUUGUCCUCAGCGCUGCUCACUGUUCACUCACCGCCUAUGGGCUAGCUCGGUGGGUGCGCCUGGGAGACCUGGACAUCAGUACAGACAAGGAUGACGCGCGGCCGCAACAGUUCGAGAUCAUCGAGCGUAUCGUACACAGCGGCUACAAGGCGCCCGCCUUCUACAACGACAUCGUCCUGUUCCGUCUGGACAGAGCGGCCGUGUUCGACGAACGAGUACGUGAGGCCGGCCUGCCUUCACACGGGUAUGGCCGAUCUGACUGGCAUGGUCCAACAAGCUCCUCUCUAGUGAAGGUGGACCUCAAGUUCCUGUCGAGUGAGGAAUGUCAGCGAGUGGUGGGCACAGUGGAGAGAUACCUGCCGGCAGGGCUGGACACCCAGACAAUGUUGUGUGCGGGCGAACCGGGCAAGGAUACAUGUCAGGGAGAUUCAGGGGGUCCACUGAUGAUAGCUGAUCGAGAGGACCUGUGUCUCGAUAGACAAGUGGGAGUAACAUCGUUUGGUCCCAAGGAUUGUGGUAGGGCUCCAGCUCCGGGUGCCUAUGUCAGAGUAGCUUACUUUGUGCGCUGGAUAGAAUCUGUUGUCUGGCCCGAGUAGCUUCUGAUCCAUUCCUAAUGAUGUAAUAAGUAACUUUACAAUCCUAACGAAGUAUAGGAACAAUGAAAUUAAUAUGCACAUUAAAAUCCAGAUCCAUCUAUA
Molecule: messenger RNA, 978 nt
Organism: Homalodisca vitripennis (glassy-winged sharpshooter)
Lineage: Eukaryota; Metazoa; Arthropoda; Insecta; Hemiptera; Cicadellidae
Product: serine protease snake-like
Exons: 7
Coding region: 208-876 (222 amino acids)
Biological process (GO): proteolysis
Molecular function (GO): serine-type endopeptidase activity
Source: RefSeq, a predicted model, not a curated record